GAGCCUGGGGUCUGCACGUAUUCUAUCGUACACGGACGAACCGGUUGUGAGGAGGCGAGGAGGUACUCUAUUAAAAGACAGCGCGACGUCACGCGACGCGACGGAGUCAACACGACGCAGAAGCCAUCGGGGGUAAACUCGGGUAGAUGCAAGUGAUCGUCCUCGACGUUGACGUUGUCGGCGGGAGGUGACGAGUUCAAGAGCACACAGAAUCCAGGGAAUAUGGCAGCUAAAGUGCAGCAUCCAUUCGAGCCACCCAGUUCGGCGAGCUCUGAAAGCGAUGACGGCGACGCGUGCCUGGAUGAUCGCGAGAUCUUUCUCGCCGACGAGUUAUGCGAAGAUGCCGAACUCGGUACGCCGACACCGCAGUCCCCGCGACCGCCGUCCACAGGUUCACAAAAAUCUCCUCGAUCACGUAGACAACGCACUACCAGCAUGUCACAAUCAAGUAAGAAGACAUCUGCAGAAUCCAUCCUCAGGAGCAAAACACGAACCAUUUAUACAGCUGGUAGACCUCCUUGGUACAAUUCAGCUGGUCAACAAGUAGAACCUUUUGUAAUUGGUAUUUGUGGAGGUAGUGCUUCUGGGAAAACAACAGUUGCAACUAAAAUAAUAGAAUCUCUAGAUGUACCAUGGGUGACUCUCCUUAGUAUGGACUCCUUUUAUAAAGUAUUAAACGAAAAGCAGCACGAAAUGGCCGCGCACAAUGAGUACAAUUUUGAUCAUCCUGAUGCAUUCGAUUUUGAACUUCUCAAGACCACUUUGCAGCGAUUGAAGGAAGGACGCAUGAUAGAAGUUCCUAUUUAUAAUUUUGUAACUCAUCGCAGGGAAAGUAGAACUAAAACCAUGUAUGGGGCUAAUGUCAUUAUUUUUGAAGGAAUACUCACUUUCUACAAUGUCGACGUAUUGAAAAUGUGCGACAUGAAAGUUUUUGUCGAUACUGAUGCGGAUGUAAGACUGGCCAGACGUUUAAAAAGGGAUAUUUCUCAAAGAGGUAGAGAUCUGGAGGGUGUAUUGAAACAAUAUAGUAAACAUGUGCAGCCGGCUUUUUAUUAUUACAUAGCGCCUCUUAUGGUUCAUGCGGAUAUCAUUGUGCCACGUGGAGGAGAUAACGAAGUGGCGAUAGAACUUAUUGUGCAACAUGUUCACACUCAACUUCAAUUGAGAGGUUUCAAAUUGAGGGAAAAAUUAGCACAUUCGUACAUUGGUCAGCCAUUGCCUUCGUCAUUGUAUUUACUUCCGGAUACGCCGCAGAUAAAGGGUCUUCAUACAUUUAUACGUAACAAGGAGACAUAUAGAGAUGAAUUUAUUUUUUAUUCUAAGCGAUUGAUCCGCUUGGUCAUCGAAUAUGCAUUGUCUUUGUUGCCUUUUGAGGACGUAACCGUCGAGACACCACAAGGAGUUUUGUAUGGUGGCAAGCGGAGUGCAACAGACAAGAUAUGUGGCGUGUCGAUAUUACGUGCUGGCGAAACCAUGGAACAGGCGGUUCGGGACGUGUGCAAGGAUAUACGUAUCGGAAAGAUUCUUAUUCAAACUAAUCAACAGACUGGCGAGCCUGAAUUGUAUUAUCUCCGAUUACCAAAGGAUAUCAAAGACUAUAGAGUAAUAUUGAUGGAUGCUACUGUUGCAACUGGUGCUGCAGCUAUUAUGGCGAUCAGAGUGCUAUUAGAUCAUGAUGUUGCGGAGGAAAACGUGUUAUUGGCAUCUUUGCUGAUGGCGGAAUCUGGCGUGCAUUCUAUCGCGUAUGCCUUUCCGCGAGUAAAGAUUGUUACUUCUGCGCUUGAUCCCGAGAUAAACGAAAAGUUCUAUGUUUUACCUGGCAUUGGAAAUUUUGGCGAUAGAUACUUUGGCACCGAACCAUCUGAUGAUUAAGGCAGUUUAUAGAUCUCUAAAGUACUUACAUAUAUUCACUAUGUUGUGUAAAUUGUGAUACAAAUAUCAAAAUAAUCUACUAAAUCUUUAAUAAAAAGUGCAUUACAUAAACA
Messenger RNA from Cataglyphis hispanica, 1985 nucleotides. Its product is annotated as uridine-cytidine kinase-like 1. The transcript is spliced from 11 exons. Bases 223 to 1872 code for a protein of 549 amino acids. NCBI's taxonomy places the organism in Eukaryota, Metazoa, Arthropoda, Insecta, Hymenoptera, Formicidae. The record is from RefSeq and is a predicted model, not a curated record. Gene Ontology annotation, molecular function: kinase activity; ATP binding. Gene Ontology annotation, cellular component: cytoplasm.